UCUUCAGUCUGUUAGUCUGUCUGUCCGUGUGUUUGGUUUGUUCCUCUUUCACUGUGGAUUAGUAACUCACGCCACGCUGUUAUUUUGCCUGCAGCUUGCCUGAGGUGAAAGAACGCUGGUUGGAUACUCUUCACAGGAAAAUAAAAGCAGCAACAGAGAGGGCAGGUUCUAUCACACCCCUCCCAAGUGUUCUGAUGAAGGUGCUGAGCAACAGUAUCACAGCUAAAACUCUAACAGGAAGUGGCAUGGACCCGUUUAUCGAGUUUCCCCUUGAUGGCGGCACAAAGAUCCCCACACUGCCCAGGGAGUUGUGUAAUGCAAAAGCAACGCAGCCCAUUGAAAAGGGCGGCAACAGUAAGAGAAGCAUCAGCAUCUUGAGGAAAUUGAAGAGGAGUUCCACCCUCAACAGCAUGUCCUCCUGUCCAGACACAGACUCCAAGAGCCAACUGUUUGGACAGCCUCUCUCCAAGAUCUGCCCAGAGGAUGGGAUGCUUCCCAAGCCCAUCACAGAGAUAUUGGUGCUUCUGUGGAAGAAAGGCCCCUCCACAGAGGGGGUGUUCAGGACGACAUGCAACAGUAAGACCCUGAAGGCCAUCAGGGAGCAGCUCAACAGUGGGACGGAGGUGGAGAUGGAUGCCCUGCCCGUGGUUCUCCUGGUGGGUCUACUCAAGCGUUUUCUGAACGAGCUCCCGGGACGCCUGCUAGUGUCGGAGCUGUUUGAGACCUGGAUGAAGGCCCUGGAGAUUGAGGAUGUCCACCAGAGCGGCUUGCGGCUCAAGAGGGUGGUUGACAAGCUACCAGGGCCUAACAUCCUGCUGCUGCGGAACCUUCUGUGUGUGUUCCACCACAUCACAAAGAGCAGGCACAACAUGAUGGACGCCAAUAAUUUGGCGGUGUGCAUCGCUCCCACUCUGCUGCGGAAGGACGACAUGUCCUUAGACGUGCAGACCGUGGACAAGGUGGUAAAGCUGACAAGGUUCCUGAUAGAGCAUUGCAGUGAGAUCUUUGGACAAGACAUCCUGAGCCUUUUGGGGGAUCCCGAUGAAGAUAGCUCAGAAUCUGUGUCGUCACAGCGGCACGACUCUGCGUAUGACAGCACCGACCCGGACUCUGAGGGGGACAGCAUGGGGUCCAUGCAGGGAGAGGGGGAAAGUGGCAGCUCGUCCUCAUCUCUCCUCUCCGCGUGCGGGAUGGAACGUGGCACUGUCCCCUCCUGCACUACCAACGCCAGCUUCCACACCWUCACCAACAAGACGCCCUUUAACCGCCGCUGCUCAGAGCCAAUCAUCUUCCCCUCUAAUGACAAAAGGAACCUGGCCCGUAGCCAUGACGACUUCUCCGUGGAGGCCCGGGACUUUGAGGAGCAGCCACUCAAAAAGCAGAUCUCUAAUGACUCCUUCCUGCUCCCGGGGCAUGGUGCCGCUACCAGGCCUGCCGCCACGCUGUCCCUUCCCAAACUCGGUGGCAGCCAUCCGUCAUGCUCGUCAUCCUGUUCCCUGGAGAGCACCACCUCCAACGCAUCGGAGGGCUCUGUGUUUACCAGCUCGCCGCUGGCCUCCCCGGGCUGCCCACGCAGGGCCCAGUCCACACAUCCGAGGGCAGACACGAUGGAAGUGGCCAAGCGACGCACACAGUCCAUGAAGAUGAACAGCAAAGCCCCGAUGACGACCAAGAGCCUGGGAACCUUCGCCCGAAUCAGUCUGAAGAAAGGCCACAUCCAGAAGGAGAAACCUUUCCCCUGUGGAACCCUCCAGGAGGACUCCCAGAGUGAGGCAGAGGCCCCUCUCAGGCAGAAGUAUCCCCUGUCUGCCAUGGAGCCCUUCCAGCAGGUGGAUAGCAGACUGCCAUCGCAGCCCCCCUCGUACGAGCAGGCAGUCCAGAGUGUGGCUCAGCUCACCCUGUCACAUUACGGCUCCAUGACUGUCAAAGCCGCAGCCGCCACUCUUAGCAGGAAUUCCCGCCCAGCCUCUAUGAACGCAAACUUCAUGUACUCCUGUACCGUCAAUCAAUACACAGACUGCUUCUCUCAGGGGACAGACAGUGAUGAUGUCACCGCAGUCCAACAACAUUCCGGCGGGUUCCGCCAGCGAGCGAUGUCUGAGUCUGUGUCGAGAGCACGCCAUGAGACCAUGUCACACCAUGAGACUGUGUCACGGAGGUGCAGCCAGCCCGUGUUCCAGGACUAUUCUUACGCCAAGGAGUCCUACGUUUAAGGACCUUUUUCUGACAUGAUAUCUCACUUUUCACUUUGAAUGUACACAAACUAUAAUGUACAACUGCUAGGUUGAACUUGCUGAGUAGUACUGUUUAGAGUACAGAAGGAAAGAUAUUUUACCUGAAAAGCUAUUAAUGAAGGUAGAUACUCUAGUGUAUCUACAUAAAAGCUAUGUAAAUAAUCACAAUCUGAAUCUGCAGGUAUUUUGGAUAUAUCUCCUCCAGUUUUACUUUUGUUAAUAUACUGAUAUGUACUGUACAUAAAUGUGUAACUUUGUGAAAAUGUGUGUAUUUUUGUGUCUUGACUCUACAACAUAUUUCCUUCCACUACAAUAAAGCACCUUUAUGUUA
Messenger RNA from Salvelinus sp. IW2-2015, 2565 nucleotides. RefSeq names its product T-cell activation Rho GTPase-activating protein-like. Gene Ontology annotation, biological process: signal transduction; regulation of Rho protein signal transduction. Gene Ontology annotation, molecular function: GTPase activator activity. Lineage: Eukaryota; Metazoa; Chordata; Actinopteri; Salmoniformes; Salmonidae. The record is from RefSeq and is a predicted model, not a curated record.